AUGGACGCACUGCGACAGCAUGUAGCGAGUGGGAAACGUGUCUGUGCAAGCACGUUGCAUGCUCUAGCUACGACGCGACGCGCAAUCGGAGGUGCAGUGAACUCAGUAAUAGUUGUGGAUGACUUUGAAGGUGUAUCUCUAGGACGUUCUGGCUCGAAGGGAGAGGAUGAAGUGGGUGGUGCGGGCAGACUUGGCUCAGGAGAGCUACUUAACAAUACAACAGAAUCUACCUCCCAAGUCCUCAUCCCUGAGUACCCCAACAACUGUUUCGCAGGAAGCGAGUCAACUCCAGGCAUAGUAAAGCGUGAGGACAUCGCGAGGACUAUCAUACACGUGAAGUGCAGCGAAGCCGAACGCACGCCCAAUUCAAGUGAGCCGAUUAAACACUUUGGAAGGUUCCGAGAAGUACUAUUAUCGGAGGAUGAAAAUAGGCGCCGCGGUCCGUUGUUAACAGACGCCUUGCCGCGCUCGACGGGGACUGCGACACAAGCGUUGUGCGAAUGA
Fomitiporia mediterranea MF3/22 is the source of this 504-nucleotide messenger RNA. RefSeq lists its product as uncharacterized. The transcript has 4 exons. The record is from RefSeq and is a predicted model, not a curated record. Bases 1 to 504 code for a protein of 167 amino acids. Lineage: Eukaryota; Fungi; Basidiomycota; Agaricomycetes; Hymenochaetales; Hymenochaetaceae.